Molecule: messenger RNA, 450 nt
Organism: Vicia faba (fava bean)
Lineage: Eukaryota; Viridiplantae; Streptophyta; Magnoliopsida; Fabales; Fabaceae
Source: the annotation of a GenBank genome assembly
AUGUCGACUCGACGUUGCAGUAAAACAGAAGAGAACAACGGAACCCAGUGUCUCUCAUAUUUCAAUUUUCCCCCGACAGUAGCAGCACUGAGGACAUGUCUUCUGGUGUGUAUGAAGAAAUUACUUGUAUUCAAGCUAGAAGUAUACCUGAGAGAGAGAGAGAUAUCACCUCUGGUUAUAAAGCUCAGAAGAACGUGCAGGGAUGUGACAAAGAAAAUACUGUAUUGGAAUCAGAGAGCCAUUGAACUCAUUGAUGAGGAUAAUGGCUAUACUUACUAUGCUGGAGUCCACUGUACCAAGAAUAACAAAAAGGUGUUUAAGAAGGAGAAGUUCAUCAGGAGGGGAUUGUACAAAUAUGCGAAAAAGAAGAAGCUUAGAAGAGGCGAAAUGCUCAGCUUCACAAUACGCUAUCCUGCUGAACGAAUGUUUGAAGGUUUACUGAACCGUUAG